Messenger RNA from Racocetra fulgida, 176 nucleotides. NCBI's taxonomy places the organism in Eukaryota, Fungi, Glomeromycota, Glomeromycetes, Diversisporales, Gigasporaceae. The record is from the annotation of a GenBank genome assembly.
AAUCGGUUGAAGAUUUGUCAGUUGUAGAAUUCAACAGUAUUGAAAUAAAAGAAAGAUUUACUAAGCUUACUACAUACUUUCCUAAAAUGUCAACUUCUUCAAAGUUAAUUUGUGAUAACAUAGAAAACGCAAAUCUUGUUCCUGAAGAUUUACUCUCAGAUAACAUUGUUAAUGGG